CAACUCCUUCCUCCUGCUCCCAGGAAGAUCCCUAUUAUCGGUCACCUUCACCAUCUAAUCCUUGGGAACUCGCCGCCGCAUCUCGCCCUCCACCGCCUUUCCGAGCAAUUCCGCGGCGGAGGCGGAGGUCUCAUGUUCCUCCAGCUCGGCUCAGUACCGACGCUGGUGGUUUCCACCGCGGACGCAGCCCGGGCGAUCUUCAGAGACCACGACAUCGUCUUCUCCGGCCGUCCUCCGCUCUACGCCGGAAGAAAAAUCAGCUACAAUUGCGCCGACGUGACGUUCUCCAGUUACGGCGAGUACUGGCUGGAGGUCCGGAAGGUUCUAGUCCUCGAAUUGCUGAGCGCGAAGAGGGCGCUAGGGUUUGCGGCGGUCAGAGAAGCGGAGGUCGGCCGCAUGAUCGAUCGGAUCGCGCUUUCCUGUUCCCCGACGACAUCGAUCGACUUUAGCGAGGCGGCAAUGUCACUGGCAAACGGCGUCGUCUGUCGGGCGGCGUUUGGGAAGAGACGCGACGGGGGAGAGGUGAAAUUUCAGGAAAUUUUACAGGAGACGCAGAAUUUGCUGGGGGAGCCUAAUUUGGCGGAUUUCUUCCCGAAAUUGGGCGGGUGGAUGAACAAGGUUAACGGAUUUGAUUCAAGGCUGGAGAAGAAUUGCAGGGAUCUGGACAGGUUCUUGAACAAAGUGAUGGAGGAGCACCUUGAUGAGCUCGAUACAAGGCCUGAUGAUGAUGAUGAUGAUGAUAUUGUUCACUCACUGCUUCGGAUUCAGAGGAGUCAAAAUGGAAGUUCCGUUCCUCUCACCACCGAAAACAUCAAGGCUGUUCUUUUGGAUGUAUUUGUAGCGGGUAGCGACACCUCUGCCUCCACAAUAGUGUGGACGAUGACAGAGCUCAUGAAAAACCCAAACACCAUGAGAAAAGCUCAGUCAGAAGUGAGGCAACUCCUCAAGGGAAAACAGAGAGUCAACGAGAGUGAUCUUCCCAAUCUGGACUACUUGAAAAUGGUGCUCAAAGAGUCCUUCAGACUCCACCCGCCGGCACCGUUACUCGUGCCCCGGGAAACCACCGACAAUUGCACGGUCUGCGGGUACGAUAUCCCGGCGAAGACGCGCGUCUUCAUCAAUGCCAUGUCCAUCGGGAGGGACCCGAGGACGUGGGAGAAUCCCUCCGAGUUUUGGCCGGAGAGGUUCGAGGACGGUGGCGUUGACUAUAGAGGCACGCAUUUCGAGUUGAUACCGUUCGGAGUGGGACGUAGGGGUUGUCCCGGCAUAAACUUCGCGGUGCCGCUGGUGGAGCUGGCGCUUGCGAAUCUUCUGUACCGGUUUGACUGGCACCUCCCGGCCGGAGUUGAGGAUGUUGAUAUGGAGGAGACCUUUGGGAUCACGGUGCAUAAGAAAACUCCCCUUUGCUUGCUAGCUUCCCUUUCCCCUUCGCACACACAUAACUAAUGCUCAUACCUUUAGUGUUCUUUGUUCAAAUUGUAUGUAAAUUAAGCUAAGGUUCUUUU
Molecule: messenger RNA, 1505 nt
Organism: Cuscuta campestris
Lineage: Eukaryota; Viridiplantae; Streptophyta; Magnoliopsida; Solanales; Convolvulaceae
Source: the annotation of a GenBank genome assembly